This is a messenger RNA of Apis mellifera (honey bee), 5523 nucleotides long. RefSeq names its product DNA repair endonuclease XPF (gene mei-9). The record is from RefSeq and is a predicted model, not a curated record. Gene Ontology annotation, molecular function: damaged DNA binding; single-stranded DNA endonuclease activity; single-stranded DNA binding. Gene Ontology annotation, cellular component: nucleotide-excision repair factor 1 complex. Lineage: Eukaryota; Metazoa; Arthropoda; Insecta; Hymenoptera; Apidae. The transcript has 23 exons. Bases 2268 to 5276 code for a protein of 1002 amino acids. Gene Ontology annotation, biological process: double-strand break repair via homologous recombination; resolution of meiotic recombination intermediates; nucleotide-excision repair involved in interstrand cross-link repair.
UCUCGUACAGCUGUAAAAUCUACAUUACGUCCUUUUCGUUCAGAAUGGAUUUAAAUUCGCGACAAAUUUAGUAUUUUGCCAAAAUUCAAGGUUACCAACAUUCGCGGAUUCGUCGAACCAAUCAUGGUGUCAACGGCCUUUCAACGGUUUUAUUUUUACAACAACUGUCAUUAAGGUUAGGUUAUAACUUUCUUCUCUAACCGCGUUGAAUCGCUAGGACGAUCGUUGAUCAUCGCUUAUAUUCGUCGCCCACGCGACUUUACGUGACUAUUCAUCUUUGUAACCUGUCGUUUAAUUUUCACGAUCCCAGAUUUCACUCUGAUUCACGGUGAAUUAAUUUCACUUUUGUAUCAUUAACGUAGGAAAAGUGUAUAGAGUGUAUCGACAUAACCUCCAAUACCGGAAAUACCUCGUACCAACCUCGAAACGACGAAUUUCAAGUUUUCGUUCUUCAGAGAAAACAAAUAUACUUUCGUUCUAUUUUUAUAUCCGUUCGAUAUACGCGUCUUAUGCGUAGUAUUGUAUUUUAGGUUAUGUUUAAAAUUGGUAAUAUAAGACCUUCCAUCAUGCUUUCAACUUCCACUUUCGUCUUCAUAAAAACAGAGGAGACAUCAACGUCAGAAUCUAGGCGGAGAAAAUACAGGGUGCUAAACAUAGGCUACCCUUUUUUGAAUUGUCGGCACCGUACAAAACUUGACUCCGAGAUGCAGUUCCAUUUUAGAACUCGUUUCGCUUCUCACGUCUCGUUAAGACAGGUUCAAACACGCGACUCGAUGCUAGAUCGCGCAUUUCGCGACCUCUCACGGCACACGUCGAAUUGUAUUUCGCCUCGACUAUCGACGAUUACUUUCUUGACGCGAUCGCGUGCCCAAUGCUCAUUCGACGAACGUGCGACAUCUGAUGCGAGUGUGUCAAUGACUGGUGAAAGGUAUCAAUGGAUUUUCCUCUACUGACCCACGACAAGGAACUUUCAAUCUCUAUAGUCACCUACACGACGAUUACGUGCUUCCACUUGCAUAAUCGAUCCACGCAGGGACCGAUUCCUUUUUCAUUCGAGCACCAGUUUUCGUUCAUGUUCCGGUCCUCCGUGGAUCCAUCUACAUAUACGCACACAACAAAACAUGUGGGACGAUCGAGAUUUAAGGCCGGUCUCGAAGAUUUAAGAUCUAGUCGCGUUGCGUUAUACGAACAUAAUUUAUUUUUGCAAAGUGUUGCAGGACUUGACACGAACCACUGGUAGGAAGGAAAAAAAGAAAAGAAAAAAAAAAUACGCGGUUGAAAGUUGAAAAACAAGUCUGAGGAAGAAGAUAAACUUCUCGAUCAAAAAGAAGUCCUGCAUUUUAUAUCGUUACCUCUCUGAAUUCUUGGUAAUAUUUUAAUUGAAGAAUAUCAAAUGUAACAAGAAUAAAAAUGCACUUUGAUUAAAAUAGAUAUAUUAAUAUAUAUUCAAAAUAAUGUACAAUAAUGUACAUUGUUCUGAAUAUGAUUAUAUUAAAAAGAAAUAUAUGAAAUAUUUAGAAAAAAAAGGGAUAUAACAUGAUUUACAGGAUUCCUUGUCACUUUCUCUGCAGUUCAAAGGUGAUGAUAGUUGGUCAUCCAACAAAGUAUUGAGCUAUUAGAUGAUUGGAGGAUAAAUUACUUACAACGCUUUAACCUAAAAUAUAUCUUUAGGAUUUUCUUAUCUAUAUAAUGAAUAAAUACAAAAAUGUGAAAAAUUCGAAUACGAUUUUUAUCAUUGGAUGAAAAAUCUUGGAAAGAUCGAAUAGGAUCGUGCUCGAGCGUAAGAAAACUGAUCGAAAGUCUAUGGCGUUGGUCUGAUUAUGAAUCCUGCAAGUUUUAAGGUUCAAUCGAUAACGAAUCUAAAUAUUGGCUUUGUCUUUUAUCAGCGUGCACAAUCCUGAAAGUAGUAAAGUACCCGACCGAUCGUAAUUCUCCGUAUAUCUUAUGUAUACACAGGAAAAGUCAUAAAACUGAGAUGGCGGGAAAUAAGGUCAUCGGUGCAGUCACCCUUGUAAAUCCUAUGAUUCAAAAAAAAAAUAAGAAAAAUGGAAAUUUUAAUAACAAUAUAAUUAUAUCCCCUUUCGAUUAAAUACUGGAAGAAAAUGAAUCUUUUAAAGGGGGAAAAAAAGAUCUUCAAACUUAACUGCUACAAAAUCCCUAAGAUACAAGAUGCAAGAUAUUUGAAUGAUAUUGGAAUCUCUGAAUUUUAAUGAUUAAUAUAAAGUUUAUGGUUAUUGCAUGUUGAUCAUGUUAAAAUUCAUUAUACUAUGAGGAAUAUUUUUAUUUUUCUUAUUUUGCAAAUAUCCUAUGUAUUAUCACAUGAAGAUAAAUUAUUACAUUAUAUAAUUGAUGAAGUUCCAGGAGGUUCAUACAAAUAUUACAGUUUAGCUUAUGAAGGUUUUAUUAAAAUAAUAUUAAAAUCUGAUAUUGGAGAUGCAGAUUUAUAUGCUUCACAAAUAAUAACAAAACCAACUUAUGAACCAGAUCAAUAUUGUCUUCAUUCUGCUACAUGUGGAGAAGAUACUAUUCUUAUUCCAGAUAGUUUUAAAAGACCAGUUAGUAUAGGAAUUUAUGGACAUCCAUCACAUAAAAAUAGUAAAUAUAUUCUUUUAGUAUAUCAAACAAUAGAUACAGAAAACAUAUCAUAUAAUAAAGAUUCAGACAUUCAUAAUAAUAAGGUAUAUAAAUUAAUCAUGUUGGAAUACGAAAACCAAAUAUUUUUGGAAAUACUCCAUGAAGAUGGAUUAGUUAUUAUAGCAAAGGGACUUGGUAUAGAAACAAUAUUUGCAAAUAUAUUAAGAGCUUAUAUAGAUCCUGGAAACUUAAUUAUAGUUUUAGGAACUACAAAUCAUGAUGAACAAUAUUUUAUUGAUCUUUUAAAAAAUUAUGGAUUAAAACAAUUACCUCGUGUUGUAACUUCUGAAUGUUCUUCUGAUGAAAGGGAAGUAAUGUAUCUGGAAGGUGGUGUAUUAUUUAUGUCGGGUCCAAUUCUUGUAGUAGAUUUAUUAAAAAAAAGAAUUCCAUUACAUUUAGUUACUGGAAUUCUUGUAUAUAGAGCACAUAAUAUUUUAAAUUCAUAUCAAGAAGCAUUUGCUCUUCGUUUAUAUAGACAAAAUAAUAAAACUGGUUUUAUCAAAGCCUUUACUAAUUCAGCAUUGGCAUUUACUGUUGGAUUUAUGCAAGUAGAACGAGUAAUGAAAGCUUUGUUUGUUAAAAAAUUAUAUUUAUGGCCACGUUUUCAUACUCUUAUAAAUAAUAGUUUAGAAAAACAUAAGCCUGAUGUUAUCGAACUACAUGUAAAAAUUACACCUAAAAUGUUAAACAUUCAAAUUUCUUUAUUUGAUAUAAUGAAUUAUAUUGUAAAAGAAUUAAAAAGACUUAAUAAAUAUUUAGAUUUAGAUGAUUUAAAUGUUGAAAAUGCAAUAACAAAAAAGUUUCAUAAGCAAUUACAAUUGCAAUUAGAUCCUAUUUGGCAUCAACUUAGUUCUACUUCAAAGCAAUUGUUAUCUGAUUUAAAAACAUUACGUGCUCUUCUUGCGUCUUUAACAUAUGAAGAUAGUGUGUCAUUUUAUUCAAUGUUAAAUCGCUUACGUACUAUGGAAUAUGCUAUAAAAAAUAGUGGAUGGUUGAUGUUGGAUUCUGUAGAUGCUUUAUUUAAAAAUGCAAAAGAAAGAGUUUAUAAUGAAAAAAAUGAAUUGAAACCUGAAAGUACUCCAAAAUGGAUAGCACUAACAGAAGUAUUACUUGAAAUUCAGAAUGAUUAUAAAAAAAAAAAUAAUUCUGAAAAAAUCCUCAUUUUGGUACAUGAUCGUAAUAUUUGUUAUCAACUAAGGAAUUAUUUAACUAUGGGUGCCAAUGAAUAUUUACUUUAUGAAGCAAUGAAAAAACUUUCUCAUAAAGAAAUGCAAAAUAUAAGUGAAACAAGUGUAGAAAAAGAAAGCACAUCUACAAUUGAAGAUAAUAAUGAAGAACAAGAUACUUAUGUAUUAACAUUAUCUCAAAAAGUUAAAGAGGAAAAUCAAUCUGAUCCUGUAAGCAAAGAAGAAAUCAAACAUCAAACUUUAUUUGAAGAAUGCUCACAAAUUGCAGAUUUAGAUUUAACAAGUAUAAAUGAAAAUAUGCCUAUUAUUCUGAUACAAUCUUUAAAAAAAAAUGGUGAUCCAAUGGCAUUACAACGUGCUUUAACAGAACAUAUGCCAAGUAAUAUUAUUAUGUAUGUAGCAGAUCUGUCUGCUAUACGACAAAUUGAAGUUUAUCAAAAUAACAAUCCAUCAAUAGAUUUAAAGGUAUAUUUCUUAAUUUAUGGAGGUUCUGUGGAAGAACAAGAAUACCUUACUUCAUUAAGGCGAGAAAAAGAAGCAUUUCAUGCAUUAAUUAAUAGUAAAACUACAAUGGUUAUUCCUGAAGAUCAAGAUGGAAAAACUGAAGAUUGUUUAAGUCUUGCAAUACAAUCGGAUGUAGACAGUGAAGUGAAUACACGUAAAGGUGGAUUACCAAAAAUAUCUGAAGCUCCUAAUACUGUAAUAGUUGAUAUGAGAGAAUUUCGAAGUGAACUACCCGCUAUACUAUAUACACGAGGCAUGAAAAUUGAACCAGUAACUUUACAAGUGGGAGAUUAUAUUUUAUCACCAGAUAUUUGUGUUGAAAGAAAAAGUGUCUCUGAUUUAAUUGGUUCUUUAAAUAGUGGAAGAUUGUAUAAUCAAGCUAUUGCUAUGACACGCUAUUAUAACAAACCAAUGCUUCUAAUAGAAUUUGAUCCAAAUAAACCAUUCUGUUUUCAAGGUUAUUACUAUGCUAGUAAAGAUGUUCAAAAUAUGUUCAUUAUUUCAAAACUUCAACUUUUGACUUUACAUUUUCCUCGUUUAAAACUUGUAUGGUCACCUGGUCCUCAUGCAACAGCUCAAUUAUUCGAGGAAUUAAAGGGAGGAAAAGAUCAACCAGAUCCAAUAAAAGCUGCACAGAUUGGAGUUGAAGAAAAUAAAGAAAUACCAGUAGAUAAAUAUAAUUCUCGUAUUCAAGAUUUUGUUUCAAAAUUACCUGGAGUUACUACUAAAAAUUUACAUUUAAUACUAAGUAAAGGACAAUCAUUAGAUCAUCUUAAUAAACUUUCUAAAGAAGAAUUUACUGAAUUACUUGGAAAUAAAAAUGAAGCACAAAUGUUAUAUAAUGCAUUUCAUGAAAAAAUUUCUCUAUUUGAAGAAAAAUCAAGUACAAGUGUUAAAAAAUCUGGAUCUAAAGGUCGCGGAAAAAAAUUGUUUACUAAAAUUAAACAGUAAUAUUUUAAACUAAUAUUUCAUUAUUAUGCAUUUUUUACAAACUAUUAAUUGUUUGUCAUAUUUGUAUUAUAUUUAAAAUUUGCAUAUACUGUAUAUAAUUAUAUAAAAAAUAUGAUAUAGAAAAAUUACGUAUAAAUUUUUUAAAAAAUAAAUUAUUUUUUUGUAUUAAAAAUACAAUUUUUAAUUAUAUAUUUGAAUUUCUAUUGUAAAUUUAUUAUAAAUAUAAUGAAUUUAAAAUAUAAUGAAU